AUGGAAGCUACUACUCAUAGCCGUCGUCAUGGCUUCAUCAUAUUAGUUCUUGUUCUGUUUCUUUCCUCUUUGUAUUGUUCAGCUACAAAAAUGGACUUUGGGAGUUCUUUUCCUACGUUGGGAAAUGACCAGAUUCCAGUUUGUCGUCACCAAAACAGGUCUAGGGCCCCUGUAUUGAUAUUUGAUUGCAAAGAGAAAGGAUAUGUUUUCACAAAGAUCAAUUUCGCCGACUACGGCCAUGCAAGUGGUGAUUGUGGUAACUUUAAACGCGGCGAUUGCGGCGCACCGGCUACCUUGAGGCUCGUCAAAAAGGUUUAA
Messenger RNA from Capsella rubella, 318 nucleotides. RefSeq lists its product as uncharacterized. The record is from RefSeq and is a predicted model, not a curated record. The transcript is spliced from 2 exons. Bases 1 to 318 code for a protein of 105 amino acids. NCBI's taxonomy places the organism in Eukaryota, Viridiplantae, Streptophyta, Magnoliopsida, Brassicales, Brassicaceae.